This is a messenger RNA of Mus musculus (house mouse), 1204 nucleotides long. RefSeq names its product reproductive homeobox 8 (gene Rhox8). Gene Ontology annotation, cellular component: nucleus. The record is from RefSeq and is a predicted model, not a curated record. The transcript is spliced from 5 exons. Gene Ontology annotation, molecular function: DNA binding. Lineage: Eukaryota; Metazoa; Chordata; Mammalia; Rodentia; Muridae. Bases 145 to 1035 code for a protein of 296 amino acids.
GUGCAAAAGCCCCCCUGGUCUUGCCUGCUGGUGAGGAAAGAAAUGGGGAAGAUUCACGUGACCAGUCCUCCCCUGGGCUGGGAGCCUCAGCAGCAGAAUGGGGCGGAGUAGAAGGACCAGGGGAACUGGGGAGAAAGGAGAAGAAUGGAGCCAAUGGAACCUCAAGAAGUCACCCAGUCGUCUCUUCUGAGAGAUGAUGAAAUUAAAGAAAGCGAUGACGCAGCUGCAUGGAUAGUCUCACAGGAGAUGAAGGAGAGAGAGGAGAACGCAGGUAUACAGGACUGCCCUUUGUUGGGGGCCAUGGCUGCAGAAGGAGAAGGUGAAAAUGAAGAAGAAGGAGAAGAAGGAGAAGAAGGAGAAGAAGGAGAAGAAGGAGAAGAAGGAGAAGAAGGAGAAGAAGGAGAAGAAGGAGAAGAAGAAGAAGAAGAAGAAGAAGAAGAAGAAGAAGAAGAAGAAGAAGAAGAAGAAGAAGAAGAAGAAGAAGAAGAAGGAGAAGAAGGAGAAGAAGGAGAAGAAGGAGACGAAGGAGGAGAAGGAGGAGAAGGAGGAGAAGAAGGAGAAGAAGAAGGAGAAGAAGAAGAAGGAGGAGAAGGAGAAGGAGAAGAAGAAGAAGAAGAAGAAGAAGAAGAAGAAGAAGAAGAAGAAGAAGAAGAAGAAGAAGAAGAAGAAGAAGAAGCAGCAGCAGCCGCCGCCGCCAGAGAUGAAACUACUGCUGGCAGUUCAGCCCCAGUAGAUGACAGAAGCCAUGAUGCCGGGGCCAGCAGCAAUGGCGAGGAUAGGGGUCAAGGAGAGGAGCUGAUCCCUGGGGGCACAAAGGGCCUUGAGGCUCUCCCAAGUCCAUCAGGCCAGCUACCCCGCAACCGCUACAGGUUUACCAAGUUCCAGCUCCAGGAACUGGAGCGCAUUUUCGAACGCAAUCACUAUCCCAGUGCUGCGGCCCGAAGGGAGCUCGCGAGAUGGAUAGGUGUGACUGAAUCCAGAGUGGAGAACUGGUUUAAGAGUAGGAGAGCCAAAUACAGGAAAUGCCUGAUGUAAGUGCUCUGGAGUGCUCUCAUGGUGCUCCCUGCAGGGGCACCUUUCCCUAGAGAUUGUGGAGGAGCGCUGGAGAACCAACUGUGCCCAGAAGACAGAAGCAGAUGAGAUUUUGCUGCCACCAACGCAUUAUUUUACCACCCCCCUCUCUCAUUUGCAAUAAAGUGAAAUC